AUGAAUGUGGGAAUCUUUAACAGAGUCAACAGCAAAAUCAAGGAGGGUGACGGAAUGUAUUCAGAAUGGAACUCUCUACCACUGGAGGGUGGUGGACGUGGAGUGCUCGGUGCAGUGGGUGGCCGAGAUGUGGUCUUAGCAGUUGUGAGGCAACUUGCCUCUCAUCAACCUAGCCCACUUACUACUGAUGCUGAGGUUGAGUGGGUCCUGGAAGUGAUUCGUUAUGGACUCUCACUGCCUCUCUCUGAGCAUGAAGCUCUUAGAGAUUGUGUUCGUGUGUGCUGCUCAUGGCUCUCAGCUUUGCUGCCUCCCGCUGCUCCAGCACAGCCACCCCCUCCUGCCGUGCCCCCACCCUUAGCUGCAGAACCACAUCGAUAUGCCAAUAAAAUUCUCAACCACCUCCAUAAUUUGUUUGUGCCACGGCCAAAUGAAACUCUCACAUUUAUUUAUCAAACGGAAUUAGGCGGAAAUCUCAUAAGCAAACAGGCCGUACUUUGCCACCGGGUUCUUCGUCUAGCACGUUCGUUAGCCGACAGUGCAUCCCUUGGGCCACGAGAGUGGCGCUCUCUAUUGCUACUAUUGUUAGCCGCUGCAGCAGCACUGUUAGCGCCCCCUGCGCCGCUCUAUGGCGCCGCCGAGCAGCUCUGCGAACGAGUCCUCUGUGUGCUCUUCGAAGUGUGGAUACUAGCUUGCCACAGAUGCUUCCCGUCGCCGGCGCUGUGGCGCACCCUGCGCGAGCAGUGCGUGCGCUGGCGCCACCGCGCGCCGCUCACCGAGCAGUGGGCGCGCGUGUCGCUGUGCCUCACGGCGCGCCUGCUGGCGCACAUGUACGGCCCGCUCUACCCCGCCAUGCCCAUCGGUGAAGAGGAUGCGAAUUUAGUCCCAGCGGACAUGAGCGCUGAGGCGGUGAUGCAGAGCUGGUACCGCAUGCUGCACACCAUUGGUAACCCUGUUGACCUCACCAAACCACACCUCAUUAGUCAAACGCCCGAAUUCCUACAGUACUGGAUGACGGCGGAGGAGGGGCGAGAGGGUCGGGAAGGGCGGGAGGCGUGGGUGGGAGCGCUCGCGCACAUCUUCCACCGCGCGAUGCUGGGUGUGGCUGCCCAUGUUGAUGCCUUCCUCGGGCGCAGCACGGCGCGCUGGUGCGUGGAGAGCGCGGGCGCGGGGGCGGGCGCGGGGGCGGGCGCGGGCGCGGGGGACGAGGGGGAGGUCACGCCGCCGGCGCACCGCCGCCUCGCCAAGUCCUUCAGCGCGGCGCGCCCGCGGGACAAGCCCAGCGAGAAAAGUACACCCCGGUCAUCCUUGAUUGGUUUGACAAGCAGUCGACCUUCUAGCGUCGUUCCGGCCACUCCGCCGAAUUCUAUCAGUUCACAAGUUGGCGAUACAGAGAAACCACCCUUGACGCCAUUGCGGCCAAAAGUAAAUUCUAUUUUCCAUCUUUUCGGCGAAUGGCUUUUCGAGGCUGCCCUCGUAGGGACGACACCGACCAAUAGUAACCAACAAAAAGCCGAAGGGACUCCUCCUCCGCCAUCGCUGUCAGACGCGACUCAAAAAUUGAACAUGCUGAGCUAUCAAGCAGGGCGCGCCGUGGCGCUGGGCACGCUGUGCCGCGUGGUGUGCUCCAAGCAGUGCCGCGAGGAGGUGCUGGCGCCGUACCUGGCGCGCACGUACGCGGCGCUGCAGCGCGGCCUGCGCGACCCCGCCACCGCCGCCGCCGUCGUGCUGGACGCGCCCGACAUCUUCCGGCUUGAUUUAGACGGCGUACUGGUUCUAGUACCAGACUUCAUAUCGGCACUAGAUCGUAUCCUGUCCGAGCGGGAACCAAAACUGGAAUGUGGUACGAUCGACAAGCGCGAGCUGCGUAAAGCUGCUAUCAGUCUCCUGUUGUCUCUGGUAGCGUUUCCGUACCACUACAAGGGCUUACCCGUGCCGGAAUUCCCCGGAUGCAAUGAGUAUGCGGGCACGACGCUGGGCGAGUACGCGCGCGGGCGGCUGGCGCUCAUCAGCGUGGCGGCCGUGCAGGCGGAGGGCUCGGAGGCGCUGGCCGUGCCGCUGCUGAGCGCGCUCUACCUGUGCGUGCGCCACAACGCGGGCCGCGCCGACCGCGCGCCCGACGCGAAAGCGCGGUCGGAUAGCAGUGUACCGGCUAGCGCGGACAGCUCGCAAGACGACUUCGCAGCAGAUGUUAGGGAGCUAGACCCAUCUUCGCCUCUUUUCGGAUCAGCGUUAGUUGUUCGUGCGACGUACUUAGUGUGUCACCGCCUCAUCUCCUCGUGGAAGGGUGACUUGCAAGUGUCUCUGGCUGCACUGGAACUACUCUCUGGACUUGCUAAGUUGCACUCUUCGAAACCAGAAUUUAUGAUAGAGGCGAUGGAGCGCAAGCGCGCCGUGCGCUGGGUGUGCGACUACAUCGGCGUGCAGUGCGGGCGGCCGCCGCAGGCGCACUCGCGCGACCUGCACUCGUGCGUCGUGGCCGCCUACACGUGCCUGGCCGCCUGGCUGUGCGCGCCGCUGCUGGCCGACCCCGACUGCCUGGCGGCGCUGCUCGAGGUCGUCGAGCUGGGCAUCUCCGGCUCCAAGAGCCACGGUAAGCCCGGAGAGCCACCUAAGAUGAAGGACGAGAAGGAACUGAAGCCCGUAUCGAUGAGGGUUAGGGACGCGGCCGAGGCGUUGUUGAUGCUUAUUUUGGAACAGGUUGGCAACAACGACGGUGGUAAAUGGUGUAGAUUGGACGAACGUUGGUUAGCUGCCUUGGGUCAUGGGAAGUUAAGACAUUUUGUUGUCGAUGGAAACACAAUCCUUUCGCUUUUGGAAGAACCUCUUGCUAAUAGUCAAGAACCACAGCCGACGAUCGUUGCGAUAAUCCGCUGCGGUUGGGGUCGCUUCGCCUGGUCGCUAAGCAGCCGCGGCGCUCCCCGCUGUGCCACCCGCGGCGCCGCGGCCUGCGCCAGACCGGUGCCUAUGUUGGAGCCUCCGCCCCGCGCGCCGCCCGCCUGUCGCCCGUUACCCGCUGCCCCGCCUUGCGCUGUCGAUGCAGCGUUUCCAACACUCGACGCCGUGCUACGACAGCUGAACGACUCAGAAGCUCCCACGCUCUUUAAACUCUUGGAGCAACAGGCAGCAAUCGAGAAGAAAGUACGGGAGAGCGAGGAUAAUGUUGUACCGGAAGAAUACGUUCCGCCUGAUCCAGUGACAGAGUUCCAAACCGCGAGACUGUUCUUAUCGCACUUCGGGUAUUUGAACAUUGGCGGAGAUAAGAAGGGCGGCGCCGGGCGCCUGGUGGCGCUGGACGGCGGCGCGGCGGGGCUGGCGGGCGCGCUGCGGCGGCUGGACGCCACGGGCAGCCGCGCCGCGCUCACCGUGCACGUGUUCUACGCGCGCACCGCGCAGCGCCGCGCCGCCGACAUCGUGGCCAACGCGCGCGACCCCGCCGCCGUGGCGCCCGCCUUCGUGCGCAUGCUGCGCGGGCUGGGCACGCCGGUGCGCGUGUCCGGGCACGCGGGCUGGAGCGGCCACGUGCGCAGCAGCUACGACGCGCCGGGGGCCGCGCCGCGCGCCGACCGCGCCGACGCGCCCGUCGCGCCCGACGCGCCCGCGCGGUACGACGGCCGGGACCAGGUCCUGUACUGGUCAGACUCGACCGAAGAGAUUGCAUUUGUGGUACCAUCGGGAUACGAGCUAGACGAAACCGAAGAUCAGAGUGAGAGCAAAUCAGACGUUGAUGGUUCAUGCUUCUCGAACAACCGCGGCUCGUGGUGGGACGUGUCGUGCGAGGGCGAGCGCAAGGGGCGCGCGCUGUCGCUGGAGCUGGAGCGCGCCGCGCCCGCCGCGCACCCGCCGCUCUCGGGGAGUGGAAGAAGAAACAGAGAUUUUACACCAAAAAUUCUUAUAAUUUGGUUAGAAGACUUCGAGGAUCAUCUUAAUUUGCCGAUCGACGAUCUAGUCCGGUACUGCGAAACGGGCGUGCCGUGGCGGCGGCACGAGACGAGCGCCCUGUGUGUGAGCAGCGCGCGCGGCGGGCUGGCUCGCGUGCGCGUCCCGGGCGGCGGGGCGGGCGUGCUGGCCGAUGGCGCGCUCAUAGCGCCACGCCUACUGCCCGCCGCGCUGCGACGCGCCGCCUCCUUCCUAGCGAGACGCGCGCGCCUCAACACGGACCUAUAUCAGCCGCCGCACGUGCGACGUCGUCACCUCAUACAGGACAUAGCGCAACAAUUUAAAAAGGAUUUGACCGAACCGGAACUUUUAGAGUCGUUAUUCAAGGCGCCGUAAAUUACUUAUUACCGUUAAGUUAUGUGUUCUUAUAUGGCUAUGAUGUAUGUAUUUCUUGUUUGCGAGUACAGUCCCUAAAAUUAAAAUUUAACAAUUUGAUACAGAAGUGCUAAAGUAUUUAAGUAAUAAAAGACACAAGAAGUUGAUUAAUGUUGCUUACUAGGAUUUGAUGCACAAAACACCGCGUGCCAAACAUGAUUUAUAUGGAUGUAAAAAACAAAAUAGACCAAACAACAAACAGACAGACAGAAAGACAAAAAUUGUUAAUAAAUGUUGUUUUGGUAUAUAUAAGUAUAUCGUGUAUACAUCCAUAUGAAUUUAGUAAAAAGCGGUUAUUUUAAUAU
Melitaea cinxia (Glanville fritillary) is the source of this 4616-nucleotide messenger RNA. RefSeq names its product ral GTPase-activating protein subunit beta. Bases 1 to 4272 code for a protein of 1423 amino acids. NCBI's taxonomy places the organism in Eukaryota, Metazoa, Arthropoda, Insecta, Lepidoptera, Nymphalidae. The record is from RefSeq and is a predicted model, not a curated record. The transcript has 31 exons. Gene Ontology annotation, molecular function: GTPase activator activity. Gene Ontology annotation, biological process: regulation of small GTPase mediated signal transduction; activation of GTPase activity.